This is a messenger RNA of Trichoderma reesei QM6a, 597 nucleotides long. RefSeq lists its product as uncharacterized. The coding region runs from base 1 to 597 and encodes 198 amino acids. The record is from RefSeq and is a predicted model, not a curated record. The transcript is spliced from 5 exons. Lineage: Eukaryota; Fungi; Ascomycota; Sordariomycetes; Hypocreales; Hypocreaceae.
AUGCAUUAUGGGAGAUGUUUCACAAUUACAACUACCGCUGCCAUGCAUCGUUUGUUAUGUUUGCGAGCAUUUAUGGGCGUUCAGGCACGGGAGGACCUUCGCUCGAUUGCGGAAACCAACUACUUUGCACUGAUUGUUGUGGACCAUUUAAGUCAUUAUCAUGCUUGGCGCCCACGGUCAGUCUCUAAGACUAUGGUACGAUCAGAUGUUCCAGUCAAUAAGGCAGAGCCUCUGGCCACCCAGUCUCUACUGCCAUGCAGAGGCAACAGUCAACAUCUACGGUUGCUGAUAUGUGACAAGCUCCAGUUCACUGCAAGGAAGAUAACCAAACUGCAAGAGUCAGACCUGCUUAUAUUCAGCAAGCUUCUGUUCCUAGUGGAGAAGACUGUGGUCUCACGUUCAUAUUGGCCCAAGCGAAGCCCUGCUAAUAAUACCUCUGACGCUGCUGCUGCUGCUGCUGUGGCCUUGACGACGAAGCUGCUGUACUAUCACACCUACGACUCACUACACCACCUCCCUUGUCUCUCCACGUCGCUUCAUCUCGGUCAGGACGACCGCGCAUCUGUCUCAGACGGACGCAAGCAACAGACGUUAUAA